This is a messenger RNA of Gadus macrocephalus (Pacific cod), 1794 nucleotides long. Its product is annotated as interferon alpha/beta receptor 1a-like. The transcript has 10 exons. NCBI's taxonomy places the organism in Eukaryota, Metazoa, Chordata, Actinopteri, Gadiformes, Gadidae. Bases 115 to 1041 code for a protein of 308 amino acids. Gene Ontology annotation, molecular function: protein binding. The record is from RefSeq and is a predicted model, not a curated record.
CACACACACACACGCACACGCACACGCACACACACACAACGGAGGCAGCGGUUCCUCUUGGUUCCGCGGAUAGACGGGGAUUAGUGGUCGGGGAUUAGUAGUCGGGGAGGCGAUAUGCCCAUGAAGCUCUUGGUAAUGCUGGGAUUGAUCAGGUUAUCAGCAGCGGCUGAUCUGCCAAAGCCAGAGCUGAUGAUGGAUGCGGUCAACACUCGCUACGUCCUCAGGUGGAACUACAGCACCACGGCCAACUUCACAGCCCAGUGGGCUUUCUCUCACUCCCUCUCCUACAGAGGAGUCUGUUUCGGUGUGGAGGCGCACUGCGAUUACUCGGCCCACCUGGACUACAGCGGGUUGUUCGUCCUGAGGGUCAGGGCAGAGGCCGAGGGUCAGAUGUCGGACUGGGCCAUUAGGGAGUUCUGUCCGGACGUUGAUGCGGCCCUCGGGACCCCGUCCGAGUUGGUCGUGGAGGCGGGCGACUCCAUGGUCACCGUGAGCUUCAAGGAGCCGAUGGCGGAGAGCGGUGAGCCCAUGAGCUCGGUGCUCAGCCGGAACAGCCCGGAGGCGGCCAUGGCCUUCAGACUCAGCUUCCGGGCGGAGGACGCUCCCAGUCAGUGGCAGGAGAAGACGCUAAACACCACACUCCACACGCUGUCUCUGCCCGCACACACACGCUACUGCCUGAAGGUCCAGGCCUUCAGCGAAGCCUUCGGGAAAACCAGCGGCUACACCCCCGAGCAGUGCACCACCACCCUGGGCUCCUCUUUGCUCUGGCGUGUACUGCUGCCCCUGUUGCUGCUCUUGGUGGUUCUGGGGGGACUGGGCUUCUUGUGGACCAGGAGGCGGUGGAGGCAGUUCCUGCCCUCCGCGCUGCCCAGCAGCAUGAUGAUGGACUCCAAGUCCCAUCAGCCCCUGCUGGUUCCCAGGGAGACCUCUUGCGCCGUCACCGCCGUGGUCGCCAUGCCUACAGCAGAGCAGGCUGUCUCGGACGGGCCCGCAUUGGCCCCCACCCCGGGACCGGAGACCGGCGGCUGUCACUGCUGAGCGACGUUCGGUGUCUGCUCUGCCUCCCACACCCUCAGCUAGGGGGUCAGAGGGGCCAGAGAGGGGUCAGAGAGGGUUUAGAGGUCAGAGAGGGGUCAGAGAGGGGUCACAGGGGUCAGAGAGUCAGAGAGGGGGGUCAGAGCGGUCAAGGGAGUCAGAGAGGGGUAAAAGAGAGUCAGAGAGGGGUAAGAGGUCAGAGAGGGGUCACAGGGGUCAAGAGAGUCAGAGGGGUCAGAGCGGUCAAAGAGAGUCAGAGAGCGGUCAAAGAGUCAGAGAGGGGCUAGAGGUCAGAGAUAGGUCAAAGAGGGUCAGAGAAGGGAGGGGUCAUAGAGGGGUCAGACAGGGGUCAGGUAGGGGACGCUGCUGCCCCCCCGGACCCCCAGAGGUCCAGGCCACGGUGUGUUUCCGAAACUUUUAUUUAUACGUUUAUACGACUGUACUCACUGUCAUUAAUGCUGCACUGAGCAUCUACCAUAGCCACUGUUACACCACUCUAGACUUCACAGUGACCGUAGCGAUCCAGUGUUUUCUAAUGCCUGAGGGGUUAAGCCACCUGCUGCAGGAGGCCUCCAGGCGGACCCAGGACAAUGGGAUUUGAACCACCAGGUUCCACCAGCGGGGCCCAAGGUCUGACCGGACAUGGCUGAGUUCCUGAGGAUAACAACAACCUUCCACCCGAAGCAUGCUUUUAUACCACUAUCAAACUCCAUCACCCCCACUAUUUUUACAAUAAACUAUAUAUUUUUGUAUAAA